Betta splendens (Siamese fighting fish) is the source of this 6257-nucleotide messenger RNA. RefSeq names its product myosin, heavy chain 7B, cardiac muscle, beta a (gene myh7ba). Gene Ontology annotation, cellular component: myosin complex. The record is from RefSeq and is a predicted model, not a curated record. The transcript has 42 exons. Gene Ontology annotation, molecular function: actin filament binding; cytoskeletal motor activity; ATP binding. Lineage: Eukaryota; Metazoa; Chordata; Actinopteri; Anabantiformes; Osphronemidae. Bases 316 to 6150 code for a protein of 1944 amino acids.
GCAUUUUACGCGCGGCUCCGUCGCAUUCUGAAACGCCUCGCAGAGCGCUGGCCGCAUUUAUAGGCGUAAAGUUACGCUCUUUACUUUGACUGACAGCCGUCAGUGAAUACGAGUUAGGUUUCUUGUGCUUUUGCGCUCGUUCGGAGGCCGGGGAUUCUUUGCGCACAAAUCAUUGUUUCCAUCUAGGAUCGAGGAAACACGAGUAGCUGUAACAUAUCGAGAGCUACUGACCCUAACGCUCACUUUGUCUUCUCACAAGAGGAAUCCCGCAACUCGUCUGCGUCGGAUUCGGGGGCCCAGCAACGAGCUGCCAGUAUGUCGCGCUUUGACAUGAGAGAGUUCGGGGAGGCGGCGCCGUUUUUGCGCAAAUCUGAGCUGGAGCUGCUGACGAAGCACACGGUGGCUUUUGACGGUAAGAAACGGGCCUGGGUCCCUGAUGAUAAAGAGGCGUACAUCGAGAUCGAAAUCAAGGAGCUCAAGGGUGACAAAGUCAUUGUUGAGACCAAAGACGGGAAGACUUUGACGGUGAAGGACGGCGACAUCCAGCAGAUGAAUCCCCCCAAGUAUGACAUGAUCGAAGACAUGGCCAUGCUGACGCACCUCAACGAGGCCUCGGUGCUGCAGAACCUGCGCCGGCGCUACGCUGCCUGGAUGAUAUACACCUACUCGGGCCUCUUCUGUGUCACGGUGAAUCCCUACAAAUGGCUCCCCGUCUACACCGCGCCGGUGGUGGCCGCCUACAAAGGCAAGCGGCGCUCCGAGGCGCCGCCGCACAUCUACUCCAUCGCUGACAACGCCUACAACGACAUGCUGCGCAAUCGAGAGAAUCAGUCCAUGCUCAUCACCGGAGAAUCCGGUGCUGGCAAAACUGUCAACACGAAACGUGUCAUUCAGUAUUUUGCCAUUGUGGCAGCUCUUGGGGAAACGUCUGCCAAAAAAGGACAAGGCCCUGCCACUAAAACAGGGGGGACUCUGGAGGACCAGAUCAUCGAGGCUAAUCCCGCCAUGGAGGCCUUCGGUAACGCCAAAACGCUGAGGAACGACAACUCAUCUCGUUUUGGCAAAUUCAUCAGGAUCCACUUUGGCCCAACCGGCAAACUGGCCUCCGCUGAUAUUGAUAUCUAUCUUCUGGAAAAAUCCAGAGUGAUCUUUCAGCAGCCGGGUGAGAGGAGCUACCACAUAUACUACCAGAUCAUGUCACAGAAGAAACCAGAGCUGUUAGACAUGCUGCUGGUGUCGUCCAACCCGUACGACUACCACUUCUGCUCCCAGGGAGUGACCACUGUGGAGAAUCUGGAUGACGGACAGGAGCUAAUGGCGACCGAUCACGCGAUGGACAUUCUUGGCUUUCUGCCAGAUGAAAAGUAUGGCUGCUAUAAAAUAGUCGGAGCCAUCAUGCACUUUGGAAACAUGAAAUUCAAGCAAAAGCAGCGCGAGGAGCAGGCAGAGGCCGACGGCACUGAAAGUGCAGACAAGGCCUCCUACCUGAUGGGAGUUAGCUCAGCCGACCUCAUCAAAGGCCUCCUCCACCCCAGGGUGAAGGUCGGGAACGAAUAUGUGGUCAAAGGACAGAAUGUUGAACAGGUUAACUAUGCCGUCGGCGCUCUGGCCAAAGCUACAUAUGACCGCAUGUUCAAGUGGCUGGUUGGACGCAUCAACCGGACCCUGUACACGUCCCUGCCUCGCCAGUACUUCAUAGGGGUCCUGGACAUCGCCGGCUUUGAGAUCUUUGAAUUGAACAGCUUCGAGCAACUGUGCAUCAAUUUCACCAAUGAAAAACUGCAACAGUUCUUCAACCACCACAUGUUCAUCCUGGAGCAGGAGGAAUACAAGAGGGAGGGCAUCGAAUGGACCUUCAUCGACUUCGGCCUGGACCUUCAAGCUUGCAUUGACCUCAUUGAAAAGCCUCUGGGCAUCAUGUCCAUCCUUGAAGAGGAGUGCAUGUUCCCAAAGGCCACAGACAUCAGCUUCAAAGCCAAGCUGUAUGAUAAUCACCUUGGCAAGUCCCCUAAUUUCCAAAAGCCACGGCCGGACAAGAAGCGCAAGUACGAGACCCAUUUUGAGCUGGUGCACUACGCUGGAGUGGUCCCCUAUAACAUCAUCGGGUGGCUGGACAAGAACAAGGACCCACUGAACGAGACGGUGGUGGUGUGUUUCCAAAAGUCCGCCAACAAGCUGUUAGCCUCGCUGUACGAAAAUUACAUCGGCUCGGACACAGCGUCCGAACAAAAGACCGGGGCCAAAGAGAAGAGGAAGAAGGCAGCGUCGUUCCAGACCGUGUCUCAGCUUCAUAAGGAGAAUCUGAACAAGCUGAUGACCAACCUUCGCAGCACCCAGCCUCACUUUGUCCGCUGCAUCAUCCCCAACGAGACCAAGACUCCAGGGGUCAUGGACGCGUUCAUGGUGCUUCACCAGCUACGCUGCAACGGCGUGCUGGAAGGCAUCAGGAUCUGCAGAAAGGGCUUUCCCAACCGCAUCUUCUACGCGGAGUUCAAGCAGCGCUAUCGCAUCCUGAACCCUCACGCCAUCCCGGACGAUACGUUCGUGGACAGCAGGAAAGCUGCCGAGAAGCUGCUGGCCUCCCUGGACAUAGACCACAACCAGUACAGAUUCGGACACACGAAGGUGUUCUUCAAAGCCGGCCUGCUGGGUCACUUAGAGGAGCUGAGGGACGAGCGCUUGGCCAAAGUCCUCACGCUGCUGCAGGCGGCCGCUCGCGGCAAAAUCAUGCGAAUGGAGCUGUCGAAGAUGACGGAACGGAAGGAAGCGCUGAUGAUCAUCCAGUGGAACAUCCGGGCUUUCAAUGCAGUCAAACACUGGCCUUGGAUGAAGCUCUUCUUUAAAAUCAAGCCUUUACUCAAGAGCGCCGCCACAGAGAAGGAACUCAUCUCCUUAAAGGAGGAAAUGUCCAAGCUGAAGGAGGCUCUGGAGAAAUCCGAGGUCAAACGCAAAGAGCUGGAAGAGAGGCAGGUCAGCCUGACCCAAGAGAAGAAUGACCUCUCUCUUCAGCUCCAGGCAGAGCAGGAUAAUCUGGCAGAUGCAGAGGAACGCUGUGACCUGCUCAUCAAAACUAAGAUCCAGCUGGAGGCGAAAGUAAAGGAACUCUUAGAGAGACUGGAGGAUGAGGAGGAGAUGAGCUCCAACCUGCUGGCAAAGAAACGUAAGCUUGAGGACGAGUGUGCCGAGCUGAAGAAGGACAUAGACGAUCUAGAGAUCACCCUGGCCAAGGUGGAAAAGGAGAAACACGCCACGGAGAACAAGGUGAAGAAUAUGAUGGAGGAAAUGUCAGCUCUGGAUGAAACUAUACUAAAGUUAACCAAAGAGAAGAAGGCUCUCCAAGAGGCUCACCAGCAGACUCUGGAUGACCUGCAGGCAGAGGAAGACAAAGUCAACACUCUGACCAAGGCAAAGGCAAAGCUGGAGCAACAAGUAGAUGAUCUGGAGGGCUCCCUGGAACAAGAGAAGAAGCUGCGUAUGGACCUGGAACGGGUCAGACGCAAGCUGGAGGGAGACCUGAAACUCUCCUUGGAGUCUGUCAUGGACCUAGAGAAUGACAAGCAGCAACUUGAGGAGAAGAUGAAAAAGAAAGACUUUGAAAUGAAUCAGAUGAGCACAAGGAUCGAAGAUGAGCAGGCCGCGGUCAAUCAGCUCCAGAAAAAAAUUAAAGAGCUGCAGGCUCGUACAGAGGAGCUGGAGGAGGAGCUGGAGGCCGACCGGGCGUGCAGGGCAAAGGUGGAGAAGCAGCGUGGCGACGUGGCCCGCGAGCUGGAGGAGCUGAGCGAGCGCCUGGAGGAGGCCGGCGGCGCCACCUCCGCCCAGAUCGAGAUCAACAAGAAGAGGGAGGCCGACUUUCUGAAGCUGCGGCGGGACCUGGAGGAGGCCAUGCUGCACCACGAGGCCACGACGGCCGCCCUGAGGAAGAAGCACGCCGACAGCGUGGCGGAGCUGAGCGAGCAGAUCGACAGCCUGCAGAGAGUCAAGCAGAAGCUGGAGAAGGAGAGGAGCGAGGCCAAGAUGGAGGCCGAUGACCUGGCCUCCACGGUGGAGCAGCUUUCCAAGAGCAAGGCCACUUUGGAGAAGACGUGUCGCAUGUAUGAAGACCAGAUGAGCGAAACCAAGACCAAGAGCGAGGAGCUUCAGCGGCAGCUCAACGAGGCGAACACCCAAAGGGCCAGAGCUCAGGCUGAGAGCGCCGAGGUGGGCAGGAAGCUCGAGGAGCGAGAGUCCACGGUCUCCCAGCUCCAGCGGGCCAAGACCUCCUUCAGCCAGAACGUCGAGGAGCUCAAGAAGCAGCUGGAGGAGGAGAACAAGUCAAAGAAUGCGCUGGCCCACGCUCUGCAGUCGUCCAGACACGACUGCGAUCUCCUAAGAGAGCAGUACGAUGAGGAGCAGGAGGCCAAGGCCGAGCUGCAGAGGGCUCUGUCCAAGGCCAACGUGGAGGUGGCUCAGUGGAGGACCAAGUAUGAAACUGACGCCAUCCAGAGGACAGAGGAGCUGGAGGAGGCCAAGAAGAAGCUGGUGACAAGGUUGCAGGAGGCUGAAGAGACGAUGGAGGCGUCCAAUGCCAAGUGCUCCUCCCUGGAAAAAACCAAGCACCGUCUCCAGACAGAAAUUGAGGAUUUGGUCAUUGACCUGGAGCGCGCCAAUGCUGCAGCUGCUGCACUGGACAAAAAGCAACGCAACUUUGAUAAGGUGCUGUCUGAGUGGAAGCAGAAGUAUGAAGAGUGUCAGUGCGAACUCGAGACCUCCCAGAAAGAGUCGCGCUGCCUGAGCACGGAGCUCUUCAAGCUGAAGAACUCCUACGAGGAGACCCUGGACCAUCUGGAGACCAUCAAGAGAGAGAACAAGAACCUCCAAGAGGAGAUCGCUGACCUGUCUGAUCAAAUCAGUCAGGGAGCGAAGACCAUCCACGAGCUGGAGAAGAUGAAGAAGGGGCUGGAAACCGAGAAGAGCGAGAUCCAAGUUGCAUUAGAGGAAGCGGAAGGCGCCCUGGAGCACGAGGAGAGCAAAACGCUCCGCAUCCAGCUGGAGCUGAACCAGAUCAAGGCAGACGUGGACAGGAAGUUGGCGGAGAAGGAUGAGGAAAUCGACAACCUUCGCCGAAACCACCAGCGGACACUGGAGUCUAUGCAGGCCACCUUGGAUGCCGAGGCCAAGUCUCGCAACGAGGCAGUGCGCCUGAGGAAGAAGAUGGAGGGCGACCUUAAUGAGAUGGAGGUGCAGCUGAACCAUGCCAACAGACAGGCCGCGGAGUCCCAGAAGCUGCUGAGAAACCUGCAGAUCCAGCUCAAAGACGUUCAGCUGGAGCUGGACGAGACCGUUCAUCAAAACGAGGAGCUGAAGGAGCAGCUGGCCGUGACCGAGCGCAGGAACAACCUGCUGGCCGCGGAGGUGGAGGAGCUCAGGGGCCUGCUGGAGCAGAACGACCGCUCGCGCAAGCUAGCGGAGCACGAGCUGCUUGAAGCCACCGAGAGGGUCAAUCUGUUGCACUCUCAGAACACUGGGCUGAUUAACCAGAAAAAGAAGCUGGAGAGUGAUCUGUCCAUGUUGUCGAAUGAGGUGGACGAUGCUGUGCAGGAGUGCCGCAAUGCAGAGGAGAAGGCCAAAAAGGCCAUCACUGACGCGGCCAUGAUGGCAGAGGAGCUGAAGAAGGAGCAGGACACCAGUGCACAUCUGGAGCGCAUGAAGAAGAAUAUGGAGCAGACCAUAAAGGAUCUGCAGAUGCGUCUGGACGAGGCUGAGCAGAUUGCCCUCAAAGGUGGCAAAAAGCAGGUUCAAAAGCUGGAGGCCAGGGUCAAAGAACUGGAGAACGAACUGGACUCUGAGCAGAAGAAGAGCCAGGAGUAUCAGAAAGGAGUGCGCAAGUAUGAGAGGAGAAUCAAAGAGCUCUCCUAUCAGGCCGAGGAGGACAAGAAGAACUUGGCUCGGCUGCAGGACCUCAUCGAUAAACUCCAGGCCAAGGUGAAAGGCUACAAAAGACAGGCCGAAGAAGCGGAGGAGCAGGCCAACACCAACCUGUCCAAGUACAGGAAGAUACAGCACGAGCUCGACGACGCAGAGGAGCGGGCCGACAUGGCCGAGUCGCAGGUCAACAAGCUCCGCAUACGUACCCGCGACCAGGGAACCAAGGUUGGUAAAUACAUGGAAUGAGGUUGACAGAGGCCUGACCAACCUGAGGAGAGCGGCAUGUAUUCCUCCGUUUAAGACCACCCUGCAUCACUUUCUCACAUCGUCCCUAGUGUUUGUGGUUGCUAAUG